AUGCCCUCCGACGUCGCCACGAUGCGCUACAUACUCUUCUGUCUCCUCUCACUCUCCUUCAACAGAAACUUCGCAUUCGUACUUGACAAACAAAACCCGUACUCUCAAUUUCGAAAAUGGAACGCCGGUCUGAACGGCACACUCGAAUUAGAAUUCAAAACUGACCAGCCGAACGGUCUACUUUUGUAUACGGAUGACGGUGGCACGUAUGAUUUUUUUGAAUUGAAGCUUGUUAAUGGAGCGUUGCGGUUAAGGUAUAAUCUGGGUGGUGGUGCCCAGAUUAUCACUGUGGGCAGCAACCUCAAUGAUGGACACUGGCAUAAAGUUCAGGUGGCGCGUCGCGACGAGCACACGUCGUUAACUGUGGAUGGCAUCACGCAAAGUAAGACGUCGCGAGGCAAAGAGUUUGCGUUCGGGAAGUUCAAUUCAAACUCGGAUGUGUUCGUCGGAGGGAUCCCGCCAUCGUACAACUCGAAGCUGACAACACUAGCGUUACCCUCAGUGAUAUUUGAGCCUAAGUUCCGCGGAUCUGUACGGAAUCUUGUGUACUCUGACCUGCCUGGACAGCCACCUCGGAGACAGGAGCUGAGGCAUUCGAGAGACUUGAAGACGCCAAGGAUCAGUAAUGCGAGUGGAGAUGCGUGUGAACGCCGUGAUCCUUGCCAACAUGGCGGCGUGUGCAUCAGUACUGAUGACGGACCGAUCUGCGAGUGCCGGGAUGGAGACUAUGAGGGGGCGUUCUGCGAGCGAGAUAAAGCGCCGUCCGAGGCAACGUUUCGCGGCGCAGAGUUUCUAUCAUACGAUUUGACGCAAACCGGAGGGGAGCCCAUAGUCAGUACACAAGAUGCCAUCUCCUUGUACUUCAAGACGAGGCAGCCUAAUGGACUGCUCUUUUACACUGGUCAUGAGGCUGAUUACCUGAACCUGGCUGUGCGAGAUGGAGGAGUGUCACUUACGAUGGGCCUGGGGAAUGGCAAACAGGAGAUGCACAUUAAACCAGCUAAGACGAGGUUCGAUGACCACCAGUGGCAUAAGCUGACUGUACAUCGGAGGAUACAGGAGAUCACGCCGUUUACGAGUUUCUGCAGGGUAUCAGCAGUAGUAGACGAUGUCUACUCAGAUCACUCCCACGUGGCUGGUUCCUUCACCAUGCUGGCUUCGUCCAGGGCCCACGUUGGAGGGUCUCUCAAUGCCCGUGCUCUCCCUGGAGCGAGGGUGCAUACCAACUUCAUUGGAUGUCUGAAGAAGGUGGAAUUCUCAGCGGACACUCUUCGCCUGAACCUCAUCGACCUGGCGCGCACUGGCAGCAAGCUGAUCACCGUCACUGGCCGCCUAGAGUACGCCUGCACAGCCACAGAUUCUGCUGAUCCUGUUACCUUCACCACUAGAGACGCGCAUUUGAUUUUGCCGAAGUGGGAAGCGGUGAAGACGGGGACGAUAUCUUUCAAGUUUCGUACAAACGAACCAAAUGGACUGGUUCUCUUCAAUAUGGGCGCCAAGCCACCAAGGGCUGAUCUCUUCGCUGUGGAAAUCCUCAACGGUUACAUAUACGUGCAUAUAGACCUUGGUUCUGGUGGAGUGAGGGUCAGGGCAUCCAGGAGAAGAGUUGAUGACUCUCAUUGGCAUGACUUCCUUCUAAGGAGAAGUGGUAGAGAUGGAAGAGUUACUGUGGAUGGGGCUAACGCUGAAUUUAAGACGCCUGGAGAAUCAAACCAAUUAGAAUUGGACGGACCGCUAUUUGUUGGUGGCCUUGGCUCAGAGUACUCGGCAUCAAGAACACCGCCAGCGUUAUGGACAGCAGCCUUGAGGCAAGGGUUCGUGGGCUGCAUCCGAGACCUGGUGCUAAAUGGAAAACCUCAGGAUUUGACUGCAUAUGCCCGACAACAGGAUUCUGCAUCAGUACGGCCAGCAUGUCAUGUUCUGAUGAAACAAUGCGUCAGCUCACCGUGCCAGCAUGGAGCUCCCUGCUCCGAGGGCUGGAACCGACCUCUUUGUGACUGUUCCAUGACUAGCUAUGGAGGACCUACUUGUGGACGGGAAACACCAACAAUCUUCCUGAAUGGCAGCCAGCACCUCACUGCAGCGUUAGGACCUGAACAUAUCACGCAAACUGAGGAACUGUUGCUUCGGUUCCGAACCAACAGAGCUGGACUUCUACUCCGGACGGCUUCUGAACAUUCUGCUGAUAGGAUCGAACUGGCUGUGGCUGCUGGGAGAGUUAGAGCCAGUGUCAGACUCGGGGAUAGGGAAAAGAACCUUCUAGCAGGAACAAACGUAGCAGACGACACUUGGCAUACGGUGAGGUUCUCCCGCCGCGCGUCCAACCUCAAGCUGCAGGUGGACGGGGCGCAGCCCGUGCGCGGUAUGUUAUCUGAGACGAUUUUAGGAAAAGCGUCAACGUUAGAGAUAUCAACAUUACAUUUAGGAGGACUUUUCCACCCUGAAGAAGAAAUUCAGAUGACAUCAACUUUGCCAAACUUUGUUGGCUACCUGCAGAAGUUUGUUUUUAACGGGAUCAGAUACAUUGAUAUGGCGAAAACACUUGGAGUCGGAACUAAUGAAGAGACAAACAAUAUUUAUGAUACAUCGAAUUUAAUUUUUACUGGCAAGUUCGUCAAGCCUGAUUCGCUGAAUGUGUACAAAUCUGUGACAUUUAAAUCUAAACACACGUACGUUGGGUUGCCACUCUUGAAGGCCUAUGCAAAUACUUAUUUGGACUUUUACUUCCGAACUACGGAGAUGGAUGGUUUGCUUUUCUACAAUGGAGGCAAAAAGCAAGAUUUUAUCGCAGUCGAGUUGGUAAACGGCCAUAUACAUUGUGUAUUCAAUUUGGGAGAUGGAGUAGUAACUAUGAAGGACAAGUUGAAGAAUUUCUUGAAUGAUAACCGAUGGCACACGGUGUCAGUACGAAGACCGACACCAAAGAUCCAUACGUUGCAAGUUGAUGACGACUUAGAAAUGCAUACUACAAGUUCAAACUUAAUGCUUGAACUAGACAGCGUGCUAUACGUGGGAGGAGUACCAAAGGAUAUGUAUACAGCUUUGCCAGUGGGAGUGCUAUCCAGACAAGGGUUUGAAGGAUGCAUGUCCAGUCUGGAUCUACCUGGAGAGUCACCGUCGUUGAUGGAGGACGCUGUUGUUCCCAGUUCUUCUUUAGGAUCAGGAUGUGAAGGUCCAACAAAAUGUACUCACAAUGCGUGUGCGAACAAAGGUGUCUGUGUGCAACAAUGGAACACUUACGUUUGCGAUUGUGACUUGACAUCUUUUACUGGACCCACGUGUUAUGAUGAAUCUGUGGCAUACGAAUUCGGUCCAGGCCGAGGGAUCAUCACCUAUACUUUCCCAACUGACUCUGUAGCCGACACGGAGACCGACAAGGUAGCUCUAGGCUUCGUCACCAGCAAGGCUGAUGCUGUACUGCUGAGGAUCGAGUCUUCUAAUACACAGGAUUACAUGCAGAUGGAGAUUAUACGAGGCAAUCUUUUCAUGGUUUACAACGUGGGCGGUGGUGACCAUCCACUGGGUGAUGAGACUGCCAGGGUCGAUGAUGGAGCGUACCACGUGGCUCGGUUCACAAGGAAUGGUAGCCGAGCUUCACUGCAGUUGGAUAACUAUGCUGUUAUUAUAAGACAUCCUCAAGGUGGCCAACAAUCUACAAUCUUCAACGGUAUGUCAACGAUCGCCGUGGGCGGCGGGGCUGGUGGGGCUCGUAGCUUCAGUGGAGUCAUCGCUGGGGCCGUCGUCGAUGGAGUCAGGCUGCUGGACCUGGCGGCGGCAGGGGACCCCGCCGUGUCAGUGCGAGGAGACGCAAGGAGAGCUCAUACACCGCUGGAUAGAGAUAUUAAUCGGAUGCAGCAGACACCACCAUCAGGGUAUGGUGGUCCAGGAGUACUAGACGAGCUAGUAUACUCAGGCGCUGGCUCCGGCUGUAGAGAUGAUGAUGAAGACGCCUGCGUGCUGCCUGACGCAGGGUCUGGAGAUGAUCUCAUCACUCCUGUAUAUGUUCCUUCUACUAGGCGACCACCGUCAAGGCUACAUAAGGGUGAUACAAGUGGGAAGUUGAUGAAACCGUGUGAUGACGAAGAUUGUAUAGAAGGAUCUGGCUCUAGUGUUGAUGAAAUCACUGAACCUGACCAUCCGAUGACUACGUCGGGUGCCAGCAGUACGCACAGCAUGACGUCCCCGACGGCCCCCGUGCUGUCCACGGCCCGCGACGAGAAGCCCCUGGAAGGGUCCACGGCCGGCGACACGCACACCGCCACGAGCAGCCCGCCCGGCCUGCCGCCCACUUUACCAGACCACGACAACAUGCACGCCGGGACACUGGACACUGCCACCCCGCCGGAAAGGAGAACUACACCUACUGACGAACAUUCACACACUCACACUAGUUAUCACUUCACACCCACACUAACAGGUAAACACAUACCAGACGAACCAACCCACACUACAGAAGAAGACACCAACCACAUACCAGAAUAUGAAGACCGGCGCGAGAACGAGAUAGAAGCACGAACACCUACUUAUGAGACUGAGAGUGAGCAGGACAGAAUACCAGGGAGGGUUCACCCUGAAUAUAAUGGGUAUGAUGUGACACCAAAAUGGUAUCACCCGAAAACAACUGACAAUCGGGUUGUACCACCAGAGUCGGAGUUUUUCGCGACUAUUGUCGGUAUUGUGGCGUCGGUGCUGAUAGCAAUAAUAUUGAUAGUGAUCAUAGUGCUCAAGUACAUCGUGUUUAAGUUCGACCCCUCGUACAAGGUGACAGAGGACAAGAACUACCAGCAAGGAGCCAGUGCAGCGCUUUUGGGCAAUCAGGCCCACUCGAGCUACCAGAGCGGAGCGUCGAGCGGUCCGCCGGGCGGCGCGGUCCGCAACCUGCAGCCGCUGCCGCUCAACCGGAACGGCGCGGCGCCCACCGCCCCGCUCGCGCCCAUACCCACGCAGCCCGUCAAACGAGACGGCAUCAAAGAGUGGUACGUGUAA
Spodoptera littoralis (African cotton leafworm) is the source of this 4986-nucleotide messenger RNA. Lineage: Eukaryota; Metazoa; Arthropoda; Insecta; Lepidoptera; Noctuidae. The record is from the annotation of a GenBank genome assembly.